Molecule: messenger RNA, 2479 nt
Organism: Leptinotarsa decemlineata (Colorado potato beetle)
Lineage: Eukaryota; Metazoa; Arthropoda; Insecta; Coleoptera; Chrysomelidae
Product: Death-associated protein kinase related
Biological process (GO): intracellular signal transduction; protein phosphorylation; positive regulation of apoptotic process
Cellular component (GO): nucleus
Molecular function (GO): protein serine/threonine kinase activity; ATP binding
Source: RefSeq, a predicted model, not a curated record
UGUCACCGUAAGACAAUACUCAGUGCCAUUGUUUAUGGCCUUACAAAAAAAUAGAAGAAACAAAAGGGGUAAAUACGCGACAGUAUGCCGAGCAGUGCAUAAAAAAACAGGAACGUCAUACGCAGCCAAAUUUGUGAAGAAGAGACGCCGGAAUGUAGACCAGAUGAAGGAGAUCAUUCACGAAAUAGCCGUUUUGAUGCAGUGCAAAUCGACGAACAGAGUUAUUAGGCUACACGAAGUUUACGAGUCUGUCUCUGAGAUGGUGCUCGUCUUAGAGUUAGCUGCCGGCGGUGAACUUCAGCACAUUUUGGAUGGGGGGCAGUGUUUAGGAGAGGUGGAAGCUCGUAAGGCCAUGAAACAAAUCCUUGAAGGUGUGGCUUACUUGCAUGAUAGAAAUAUUGCUCAUUUGGACCUGAAGCCUCAAAACUUACUGCUUUCCGUGCAAGACUGCUGUGAUGACAUCAAACUCUGUGAUUUCGGCAUAUCAAAAGUACUCCUCCCAGGGGUUUCAGUACGAGAAAUUUUAGGUACUGUAGACUAUGUAGCUCCAGAAGUUCUAAGCUACGAACCAAUAGGCCUUUCCACUGAUAUAUGGUCAAUAGGAGUGCUAGGGUAUGUUUUACUGUCGGGAUUUAGUCCAUUUGGAGCGGACGACAAGCAACAAACUUUCCUGAACAUAUCGAAAUGUUCCUUAUCUUUCGAACCUGAACACUUCGAAGAUGUUUCGAGUGCUGCGAUAGAUUUUAUCAAGAGCGCCCUUGUUAUUGAUCCAAGGAAUCGACCCACAAUACGUGAGAUGCUAGACCAUCCCUGGAUCUCUCUGAAGAGCAACCUUCUACCCGCAUUAACCUCAAAGCCUUCCGAACACCAAACCUCAAACAACCUCACGCCGAAAUCGACUCCCAUCAGUCAAAGAAAAAGCUUCUCCUGCAUCACUGACACUCCCAAAUCGGCCCAGCGGAAGACAUUCUGCGCAGACACUUUGAAUGGCAGUUUCACAGAUACCACACUUCGUACGUACACCGUUUCUAAUAACUGUCUAUGUUCUCAGUGUGGUACAACAUGUCGCCACAUCACACACACGCCGGUGUCUAAAACGACGAUCACUAUCGAUCGGGGCAUUUUGUGUUAGCUGGGGGUUGUUUGGCUGCUCUGUGUACGCUCCGUGAAUGAAUAACAAGAUUCAGCACUUUUUUAUCAGGACUCGACCGUAAAUUAACCGGUUUCCAAGUGGGGAGUAUUCAACUGUAUAUCAGUAGUCAUUUUGUGUUAUGUAACACUGAUGUUUUUUUCACAUAUUGGUGGCAUCUCGGAGUUACGGGUAUGUUAUAUCCAUGUUACGUGGAUAUGAUUUCCAUGUUACAUUGAUAUUAUAUCAACGUCACAUGAAUGUUAUGUAAACGUUACGUGAAUUUAACAUUGUUGUUACAUUUAGUUUGUGAUUUCUAUUGAAAAGAAAUACUUUUGUAAGAUUUUGUCUUUUAUAUGAGAUGGGUUCCUGGAAACUUUUUUAAGAAGACGAGGACUGGCGGCGGAAUUCUUAAUAAGUAGUAGCACUUAAUUAUCCUGUUAUCAUACUCAUAAAUAAUGGUGUGAAAAGAUACAGAAAUUUGCAUAGAUGGAAAUUCAGUUUUUGGUGUAAAAUGUAUUGAGAAUAAGUAACGAUAGGAUAUUUUUCGGCAUUGUAUUCAUCUUAACGCUUUCUGUACUUUUUCAUUUACAUAUAGCCUAUUUUGUUUAAUAGUAUUGUUUCCAAUAUUGGUAUGGUUACAUAAAUGUGAUACAGUUGAAUUUUCCCCAUUGAUCUGAAGCUGGAUUAUUCAUUUGGCAGCCCCCAAAAUUCCAUCAUUUUUUUUUUAGUUACAGAACUUUUCAUUUGUGCUAUUGUUGGGAUGUACAGUGCUACUUGUAUUUAAGUAUCAUUAAUUUAUAUUAUUUUGUUGCCUUAAUUUACUUCAGUUGGUGUGUACCUAAAUAAAGUUAUUUGUUAAUUUCAAGCUUUAUUUGGUUUUAUUUCGAGGUAUAUUAGUAGCAUUGUUUUAUGAUUUUGUUACUUGAAGGUAUUAAUUUAUAUGUUGUCGAUGGUAUUUUAGAAUACUUGUAUUCUUUAUCAUAUCAUAUUUGGAAAUUUGAAGGUAUUGAAACCCCUUUAUUCGAAGAUUUAGAGAGGAGAAUGCUUUUAAGUAUAAUGAACUGUAUUCAAAACUGCCGGAUUUGGAUAUUUCAAAAUUUCCAACGUCGUGAGAGUUCCUUUAAGUAUUUUUUAUAGACAUUGGCGAGUUUCAAUAUUGAAUGAAAUAAUACUAUAGUAGAAUGUAAUUAGUCAUCUCAAAAUAUUGCGACGUUAAUUCAACGAAAUCUUAGGAUAUAAUAAUAUAAGUUCGAUAAUAUUGUAUUUAUUUUAAUUUAGUCUAACGAUACCUUGUGAAUUAGGAUGAAAAUUUUUUGUGAAUAAAGAAUAAUUUUGAUAAAAAACGAA